GAAAAGUAUUUACAUUGUAGAUGUUUCUGUUUCUGACCGGCCACAUUUCCAACCUUAUCUGAAACUGUAACGUAGAUAGAAAAUUCUCUAUCUCGUGUCGGCUACCACCUGGUUGGCCAGCCGAGACAUUGAAAUCAGAUGGAUAAUCUGGGCAACGAAAAGCCAGCUAGUUGGCUUAUUUGUCUUCUUCCAGCUAACUUUAACUUAAAUUAAGUCUGACGCACUCACAAAUGAGACUAUGAUAGGCUACCACAUUUUCAAUAUAGCCUAAGUUACACAGUAGGCUUAAAUAACUCGUGCACGGUGAAACUAGCUCUUUUUCUGAAGACACUAUUUACCUUUUGGAACGAUGUCAGUGAAGUUGUUGGACGAGCGAAAUGACGACGAGAAGCAAAAGGUGGGGGAAACAUCUGGGAGCACAGCUAACGCACUCAUGGGAGAAAAGCCUUUUUUCCAUCUAAGUCAGAUAGCCUUUGGAGAAUCGGUCCCAUUCGCACUGUCGAAGUAUGUGAAAAUCCCAUACACAAUAAACAGGUACCUACGGGACUAUCAACGAGAAGGCGCGAAGUUUAUAUUUGACAACUAUGUCAAGCCGAGAGGAUGCAUUCUUGGUGAUGACAUGGGUCUUGGAAAAACCAUACAAGUAAUCAGUUUCUUGGCUGCAGUGCUGCACAAAACAGGAACACGGGCAGAUGCUGAGAAGAAUAUUCCACAUUUCCUACUGUCCCAGAAAACAGCAGCGCAAAACAAAGUGAAGAAGGUAUUUCUUAUUAUUGCCCCACUCUCUCUUCUCUAUAACUGGAAAGAGGAGCUUGACACAUGGGGUUACUUUAGAGUGGCUGUUGUGCACGGUGUUGAGAAGGAGGAUGAAUUGGCUCGUGUAAAGAAAGGACGAUGUGAGAUCGCUCUCACCACUUACGAGACUUUUCGACUCAACCUAGAUGCGUUCAACAGCAUUAACUGGGCUGCUGUCAUCGUGGAUGAGGCUCACAAAAUAAAGAAUUAUAAGUCUCAGAUAACCAAGGCUAUGAAGAAGAUGAGAUGUAAAGUGCGAAUAGGAUUGACUGGAACCAUAUUGCAGAACAACCUGGAAGAACUCUACUGUGUCAUGGACUGGGCUAUUCCGUGGUGCCUUGGUAAUUUCCGUCAGUUCAAGAGUAAGUUUGCUGAAGCUAUUGAGCAUGGGCAGAAGCACAGCGUCACUAAGCGCACUCUAGCCGUGGGUCGCCAGGCUGUACAAGCCUUGGGCCAGAGGCUCGCUGGGAAGUUUCUGAGGAGAACCAAGGCUUUGAUCAGCAGCCAGCUACCAGCUAAAGAUGACAGGGUGGUGUACUGUUCUCUGACCGAGUUCCAGCAGGCGGUUUACAUUGCUGUGCUGGAAUCAGAGGACGUGAUUCUGCUAAUGAGGAGUGGACAGUCCUGUACCUGCGGCAGCAAACAGCCCCGGAAGAAAUGCUGCUACAAGACAAAUUCGAAAGGAGUACCUGUCAGAAAUCUAUACUUCAGUUAUCUGGCCAUUCUCAGGAAAGUCGCCAACCAUGUUGCCUUACUUCAGUCUAAAGAGGGCACAAGCAAGAAACAGGAGGAAAGCAUCAACGCUAUUUGUGAAAAAGUCUUCCAGAAGUUUCCAGAGUUUGUGGAGCGCUGCAAACAGGAGUCCUUUGAAGCUAUGUCAGACCCCAUGUACAGUGGAAAGAUGAGGGUCCUACAGAAGUUACUGAGACACUUUCUUCAGAAAAAGGACAAAGUGUUACUGUUCUCUCUUUCAACCAAGUUGUUAGAUGUGCUGGAGAGCUACUGCAUGGCCGAGGGGUUGGAGUACCACAGGCUGGACGGAACCACGAAGGCAAAAGACAGGAUGAAGAUCGUGAAGGAGUUCAACGGCUCGAAGAACGUCAACCUCUGCCUGGUGUCCACCAUGGCUGGUGGUCUUGGUCUCAACUUUGUGGGUGCAAACAUAGUCAUCCUUUUCGAUCCAACGUGGAACCCUGCCAAUGAUCUUCAGGCUAUUGACAGGGUGUAUCGUAUUGGCCAGUGCAGGGAUGUGACUGUGUUCAGACUCAUCUCACUGGGAACUGUGGAGGAGGUCAUAUACCUGCGCCAGGUGUAUAAACAGCAACUGCAGUCCUCUGUGGUGGGCAAGGAGAACUCCCGGCGGUACUUUGAGGCCGUACAGGGAACCGACGGCCAAUCAGGGGAGCUGUUCGGGCUGCGGAACCUGUUCCGCCUGCAAUUAGAUGGAACGUGCCUCACGCAACGUAUUCUAGAGCGUGAAGGCCGUGUGGAGGCUGGCGUGAUGACUGCAAAAACUCAGGCUGCUGAAGAGAGGCCGUCUGCUGGCCAGACGGAUCUAGGAGCAAGAGGUUCCACGGAGCAGCAGCAGACAGCUGGACGAUCCAACGGUAACCAGGCCGCGGUGGACGUGCUGGACUUCAGUAGCGACAGUGAGGAAGAGGGGGAGGCGAGCACCUCCCGGGCGGGCGCCCCCUCAACCGCUGCCACCACAGAUGGGGCGCAGGGCUCGGCGGUCACAGGCCACGGCUGCCUGAAGGAGAGCUUCACCGAGCUGUUUCUGCAGGGCCUGCAUGGCCAUGCGGCUGCCAAAGAGACAGGCACCGGGAGCGGUGACGAGGGCUCCAGUGGUGCAGGGACCUCCAAGAGUCCAGCAGAGGGGACAGUGGACUCUCAGGGCUGGUCUCCGCUGAACCUCUCUGAUAUGGAGACGGAGGACGCUGGAGAGAAGCAGAGCUCUGAAAGCCCAGACGCUGGGGCGUCCAAACGCCCAGCGCGCAAGAAACUCGAGGAGGAGGAGACGACGAGAGCGAGGGCUCUCGAGACGGGCGUCGUCUCGGAGACGGACGAGGAUGACCAGCCAGUGGACUCCAGCACAGAGGAGUCGGAAGACUUGCUCGCUCCACGGCCCUCUCCUACUUUCACCACACUGAAGACCAGCACAGGCAGAGCAGGACAGGGCAGAGAAGCAUCACAUGUGGGGACCAUUGAUGCACUCUUAGGUGGGCUGAAUGAGGUGAGCUACACCCACUCCAACCAGAAGGUGGUGGGCUCCAGCCGGGCGGAGAACUACAUCAGCAAGGCCGCGGUCAGAGACGUGUUUGAGCGACAGCAGUACUCUCAGCUGCCCGCUCACGUGCUGUUGGAAUCCCAAGAGACUCAGCCUGGACCUGCGCCUAUAUCAAAUGCGUCACACUCUGACCGUGUGGUGGAAAAACCGAAGCAGACGUCUACAAAACCGAAGCAGACGUCUACCGUCAGAGUCCCUGAGGUGCCUCGUGUGAGUCACGCUGUCAAACACACCCUGAAAACCAGGCGUUAUCUCCGCAACAUCACCGUCAUCGUCGGGGAAACGCCUAACUCCAUCCGCAGGAGCCACUUCAGGCUGAUGGCAGAGUUCUUCGGGGCUGCUUCAGUGGAGGCCUUUGCUGAUCAGCUCUUGAAGAGUACUUCCGAGCAGAGACAGAGGAUGCUGAGAGAGUACUACAGUCAGCAGAACCCUGACCUGACAGACAUCAUCAAACAGACCUUCCCUGAGCCGCCGCCUCCUGCAGCUAUGAAACCAACGGCAGCUCCCUCUCCCUCCUCCUCCUCCUCCUCCUCAACUUCCUUCACAACCUCCGCAAUAGAAAACAAGCCUGCCUUGAAGUUAACGCAUACUAAACAUGCUCCCAAACGACGUGUGCCUUCGGCAUCCGAGGGCACCAGAGAAAAUAGCAGAACGAAACAGAGCAGGACUCUCUAUGCCGAAAGCCCCUCCAGGAGCUCUGAUGAGACUGAGGUGCCGGUAUCAGGAGACUGUAAAACCAGAGCAAGGACCUUGCAAGAUCCACAGGGGGCACCAAGUGAAAGACCUCCACACAGAGCUGAGCCUAAGAGGAGCAAUACUGAAACCUACAUAGAGAGGAACCGUGAGGAUCAUCAAGUUAUUCCAAGACUCUCUAGAGAUGAUCCUAGUAAGAACCCGCACCCCAACAAGUCCCCCAUUACAGAACCCAAUAGGAGCAACGCUGAAACCUACACAGAGAAGAAUCGGGAGGUUCCCCAAGUUCCUCCAGGCCCUUCUAGCGAUGAUCUGAGUAAGAACCCGCACUCCAGCAAGUCCUUCAUUACAGAUCUGUUGGGGGACACGUCCAUAUUGGACGGCCUCUUCAAAUCCAAACGCAAAGCCGGAAAUUCUCAGCAUUCUCAGCGUUCAUCUACCUCAAACCCUGGCGGUCCCCAUGUGGAGAAGAAGGCCAAAGCAAGGACCAAAGACCUCUGGGAUCUCCUGAAUGAGGGCAAUGAGGAGAGUAUCAACCAGCUGACAGACCUCACCCAGAUAGAGAAGAUCUGCUCUGCCAGUCCCAGCCCAGGGAAGUCAGACAGCCAAAGCAGUGAAUCCUCUCUUUGGAGGAAAAAUGAGAAAUUCCUUUGGAAAAAGACUAGUUGAUUAUACGAUGAAGAAUGUAAUAUUCACAUUUUAGAGGUCUUAUGUUUUCUUAUGUUUCCUCAUUGGAAACUGGUUUUACUUGAAUUUAUAAAUGUUUUACAUUUUUUAUUUAUGAUAUGUUUUACCUGAAAAUAUGCUGUUCUGUUUUAGUUUGUGGAUUUCUUGUGUUACAUUGUGUUUUAAAAUGGUAUACUGUAGCUAUAGGCCACUAAUUUAGUUGUAGAUUCAGUUGAUAUGCAAACUAGUUACAACUGCCAUUUAUCAUCCCAUUCCCAAACAGAUCUUGUGAAACUAUCCAAAAAUAGACACCUGACUUCCUCAGACACUUGGCAACGAUUAUUCUUGGUAGAAUUAUAUUACAAGCAUGUAUAUAAUGGAUUUUCCCUGCUUUCCGUCCUUGUUCAUUUGCUGUUUAAUCAUUUUCUUGUUAUCAAUUGUUCAUAAACUCCCAUGUUUAAAUACCCACAGCAGAAGUGAUGUUUUGUGAAAUAUUUUUGUGAUUAUUUAUCCAUCCAUUUAGCUGUGACAACAGAAUGCACUAUUUUCUUCAUUUUUGUACAUGCCAGGUUCAUUGAAAUCACAAUAAGCGGCACAGCUUAAACAUCUGCUAUCCCUGGGAACUGCAUAUCUCAGCCUUGUGAGGCUCUCUGGUCAAACUGACCUUUUCCUGGAUAUUUGUUGAGUCAUGUGCGAGUUAUCCAAGUUUC
This is a messenger RNA of Alosa sapidissima (American shad), 5151 nucleotides long. RefSeq names its product excision repair cross-complementation group 6-like 2 (gene ercc6l2). Lineage: Eukaryota; Metazoa; Chordata; Actinopteri; Clupeiformes; Clupeidae. The record is from RefSeq and is a predicted model, not a curated record. The transcript has 18 exons. Gene Ontology annotation, molecular function: ATP-dependent chromatin remodeler activity; ATP binding. Bases 350 to 4444 code for a protein of 1364 amino acids.